CUGUCCGUCUCUCACUCUCAGUAGCACUGUGUCUAUAUACAGGCCAGUAACUGAGAGAAGAAGGCCAACUUCCACCACCACCAUCGCCAACCAAACCGCUGAACAACGGUUCGUCCUUUACUCAGUCGGUGAGAGAGACCCAACGGUGUUGGUCGUACAGGAGCUUCCAGGUACCGCUAUCAGCACCGGAAGGUUUAACAGUUACUCACUCCAGCAGAGGAAGACCGGAAGAAAAAGUGACCGAGCGAAAACAAGGAUAUUGUACAUUUUCAUUUAAAAAAAUACGGAUUAUUAUAACUUUUAACUCACAUUUAUGUAGUUUUAGUGGUGUUUUUCUCCUCUUUUGGAAAUGCUCAUAAAGAAUAUGAAGUUUUUAAUGUGGAAUGGUUUUCUGUCCCGAAGGCUUGACGACAUCGUUGCCCUUAGAGGAAAUUAGAUCUGUGUUUUUAAAUAUUACAGAACUUACUGUUGUUAUUUGAAGUGGUGAAAUAUUACAUUUCAAGUGAAGGUGGCGAUGUUGAAAGUGGUUUGAUACUAUCACGAAUUACAUGACAUUCUUAACUUUUGUGCCCAAGUGAUUUCUGGAAGUUACUAGUGGAACAACAACGGGGUAACUCUUAGUGUUCGUUCUUAACACUGAAUGUCAAUUCCUUUUUUUGGGAAGAACAGGCAGUAGGCAUUUUAAAUGCCUGAUUCAUGCCGAAAGGAAGUGAAAGAAAUCGACAAGGAGCAGAUGGUGACUUAUCGACGACAAGUGAACGACUAAACCAGCAACAUGCCUAAAAUUUUCCUUAUCAAGAACAGGCUGCAUUUGCAGCAGCAGCGUCUGAUAGACAGCCAGAAGAGAUUGGAAGGAUCUUCAGGGGGCAGUGGGGGUGCAGGUGAGGAUGGCGGGGCAUCACUCACACCUCCAGGAUCGCCUCUCUCACCUUCGGAUAUAUCAUGUCAGCCCCUGUCGCUCAUCGUAGAGAAACCAGCAAACAGCACAGAACGUAACAAACAUACGCCAGAGAGCAGCAGCGUGGAUCUGUUUGGACGUCCACUGACACCAGAGAGCAACACCACACGGUCGCCAUCGCCGGCAAGUCCACGAGCUCCUAUACCAACAAACAAACCGACCCUUCGGUUCAUUUCUUCUAUCUUGGGCGGCGAUGUACCCUACAGGGGCCACAUCCCCACUCGUGCCGAGAGGAAGGAGUACGCCCCGGCAACUUCUCAACCCCCGUCGGCGCCGGGAACCCCUCCACCUCCGCCACCCCCACCACCGCCGCCGGCACCACCCCGAUGUCAGCAGGUGUCGGUAAUACAGCGCACUCCGAAACCACCGCCCCCCGAGUCUCCGAAGCCAAUACAGGAACCAGAACAGGAAGCCCCAAUCGAUUACCACGUCCCAAAGAAGCGGCCGGAGGAACCGCAGAGACGGAUCACCGUCACAGUCAAGAGUCUGCACCAGCUGAAACGGAGCUCCAUGCCGUCUCUGGCACUCCUCGGGGGCAGUACACAGCCGCGGACGGUGGCCGCGGGGCACAGCCGCGGUGGCAGCGGCGGAGGCGGAGGCCAUCAGGGGGCCGGCAAUUCCCAUCACAGUUCAGGAUCAAUGUCUCAAGGAUCCUAUGGCGGUGGAGGUGGUGGUGGACUAAUAGGUGGUGGCGGUGGAUCUAUGAAUCCUGGAGGUGGUGGGGGCGGUAGAGGAGGACGUGGGGGUGGGCAUUAUGCACCAAACAGUCCACCGACAGGAUCCCUGCCACCAUUCUACGAAUCACUGAAGGGUGGGGGACUAGGAGGUAAUGUGGGUGGUGGAGGAUUUAACAAUGGACAACAAUAUUUGAAUGGUGUUGGUGUUGGGGGCGGCAGUUAUGGCAUGAUGCAGCUGCCUAUGGACUCUGACACCGGGCAGGGACAAGAAGGAGGUGGACUAGGGUAUAUCGGGAAUGGAUCAGCGAGUGCAAAGCAAUAUUCGCUGCUACAGAAUGUAGGGGCCUCGUACGGUCUCAUCACGGUCAAGGACGAUGAAGACGAUACAAUUCUUGGCUCAGCCACUAGCUACGGCCAGUACGAAGACUCGAUGCUCGUUGACAUUGCGACGGGGGCAGUUGUGGACCCACUGCAGUUCACAGCCACCCUCACCUUCUCGAGCCCCGCGGACCAACACGCUCUACUCGAGAGUCUUUCCCCAGAUGAUCUUUUCUUCCAGCGUAUGUCAUCAGGGUCUCCUGAUGGAUCAGAUCUGCUAUCAGAAGCUACAGGCAGCCUCAACUCAACCAUACCAGGUCCUAUCGAGCCUGUGGUAGAUCCAUUUCCUGAGCACAACGCACUGGGACUGACGCAAAGAAGCAGCUACAAUGACACGUCACGAAACUUUGCUGCACCAACACACUUUACAAAGAACACAAUGUUCCUCAGCAACAACAACAAUUCUGACUCCGGGAGUGGCACAGGCAGCUUCCACAAUCUUCCCAAGGAGCGGCCCGAGUUGGCUCUGCACAUCUCUUCAUCUGGAAAUGGGCAGCAGCAGCAGCAGCAGCCGAUGCAACAACUACAGGUACAAGUGCAGAUGCAGAUGCAGUCUCAACAGCAGCAGUCGCAACAGCAGCAGGGAUUACUGUCUCCCGAGUUGAACUUUGCCGACCUUGACUCUCCAACCAUGUCCCUCCCUUCUCCUGGCUGCAGCCUGGAUGGAACAACAGGUUCCUUGUCUCCUCCUUCCAGCGUCGGUGGGCGCAGAGAUUCAACGGGAGGUUCUGCAACGGCGACAGACAUCACCAGCAUCCCAUCACUGCAGGUCCGAGUCAACGUUCUGCAACAGAGGCUUGGUUUGCCAGGAGAUGUUGCUUUGGAAUUUGUCAAUGGGGGGCAUGGGAUCAAGAACCCCCUUGCAAGCCACGAGCCAAUCCCUCGUGGAGGCGGCAGUAGCGGUAGCAAUGUGACUGCAGAAACAGACGCAAAGCCCGCGGCAGCGAGUCAGCAGGCAAACGGAGGUCCUGAUGAUCCAGUAAAAUAUUCCUGCAGAAUGUGUUCCAAGACCUUUGGCCUCCAGCGCUUACUGAACAGGCACAUGAAGUGCCACAGCGACAUCAAGCGCUAUCUAUGCACCUUCUGUGGCAAGGGAUUCAAUGACACAUUUGACCUCAAACGGCACACACGCACACAUACGGGUGUGCGGCCCUACAAGUGCAACUUGUGCGAAAAAUCAUUUACACAGCGCUGUUCGCUUGAAUCUCACUGUCUAAAGGUACAUGGAGUCCAGCAUCAGUACGCAUAUAAGGAACGCCGCACGAAGAUGUACGUGUGUGAAGAAUGUGGGCACACAACCAACGAGCCUGAGGUACAUUAUAUUCAUCUUAAAGAUAACCAUCCCUACAGCCCAGCACUCCUGAAAUUCUAUGACAAACGGCACUUCAAAUUCACCAAUUCUACAUUUGCCAACAUGCUCUUGCAAGUGAGAUCUUGAGGCGCAUAAUAAAAAAACAAGAGUAUUCAGCUCAUCAAUGUGCAAUGUUUGUCAAUUAAAAGUAGCUACCUGUCAGCUACGCUAUCGCCGACACCAUCGGUACCAUCAUCACAUUUUGCGAAUAUAAUGGUACUGACUUUAUGGUGUCCGAAACCAUGGAAGAUGUAUAUAUAUGAGGUGAAUAGUUAACUGAAACAGUUUUUCUGCAUGAUAUGGAAUUUACUAUCACAGCAAACAACUGGCAGGACAUACUUACAAACUAUUUACUCUAAAACUGAUAUGUAGAAGAGAUAAUGGGAAAAACAUUAUAUUGCACACAAAGCACUUCAUACUGACAACUCAUACAGAUGAAGACCAUGACAAAAAACAGAAUUUUCAUAUAAUACAGUUGGUAUAGAAGGUGGUGGAUUUUUUUUACACAAGACACCUCAUGGUUUCGAAGAGUUUAAAAGUGAUAUAAUGGAGUUCCCUAAAAGUCGAUUGGUUUUAUGUGAAUAAUAUAGUAAGUUUCUCUGUAAACUUUCCUGAUGACUAUAUCAUUCAGUUCUAAAUACUUGUAGAGUUUGUCACUGAUUUCAUCAGGAUGAUAUUUGUAGGUACCUGUGAUAAUAUUAUAAAGUUAAGUGAAUUAAGCACAACUACCAAAAUUCUAAUUAGAUUUGGGGGCUGAACAUAUUUUGGUGGUUGCCAACAGAUAAAAGUAAUGAUCUAAAGGUUUCUUAUUUGUAAUGAUAUAAGGGUCCUACAAAAUGCAUGGGACAAGAAUUUAAUAGAAACAACCCCUGCUGUGCAUUAGCAUCUCAAUAUUGCAGGGGUGGGGUCUGCAGGUUUGGAGAAGGGUAAUAGUGUCCAGCUAUGCAUGUUGAGGGUGCAGGGGUUACCCUGACAAUGCAUGACAACAGGGCAAUAUGGGGAAAGGGUGAUGGAGGUCAUAUUAAAACAUAUAAUAGUUAGCUUAAGAUAAAUUAUUAUCAAUUAAAUGUUGUGAGCGUUCAUAUGGAACAACCCCUAGCAAUAGAUUAUUAUUAUUAUUUUAUUAGUAUUAUUAUUAAACAUGGCAUUGAGUAUAUUAUACACCUUACACUUGAUAUAUGAACAGAUUAGAUUAACAGCUGAAUUCAUGUACUCAGUUUCAGUUGUUAACUGAGAAUAAACAUGUGAAUGUAAAUUGGGUAAUUUGUGCAAUCAACUAGCAGAUGGCCAAAGGUUCAUUUGUAAUGCAGUUUCCAUGGAAGAAUUUCCCUUCACUGAAUCUUACUUCUUGAUGUAAUGCAGUAAUAAUACUGUUAAUAUUAAGUACUGACCUAAAAUACAUCGCAAAAACUUGGGUGGCUAGUCGACAGGUGUUGACUCAGCAAAGGUGUUUUGUACUUUGGUUUAGCAGCUCUUCAAAUAGCAUGCAAUUGGUCAUUGUCAUUGUUUGUAGAGUUAGAGGUGUAUUUAUUAAUCACGUUACAUGAAAAAUGUUUCAAGGGCUACUUCUAGUAAUAACGCUGCACAACUGGGCCAAAUUACUGCAGUUUCAUACUCAACGUAGAUACACAUGUUGAGUAACUUUCUGUAGUUUCAGUGCAUCGUAAGUUAUAUGUGCAUCACAUUUUAUCGAAUCCUGAUUAUGGAACUACCACGUAUCAGUACUCUUAUUUUUAGAGUAAUUCAUAUUAAUGGCAUAUAAAUUACAUUUCAGACUGGAAUUAACACAUGAACUGAAUUCAACAAAAUGGGAAUAUUACAUAUUUUAAGAGUCGCCAUUGUAAAUAGAAUGGAACAUUUCCCAGAAUGACACAUGAAAGGACAAACUUUGAGAACAAACUGUAUGAUCAAAUAUAUCAACUAAAUUGUUCUUCACAUAGCUCAGACUAUAAAUAAUACUGUCAGUAUUUACAUGGUGGUCAUAACUUGCAUGGUUACAGGAGUUAAUAUGGGGAUCAAUGGUUUCAGAUAAAACCAGAAUUAUUGUAUACCACAAAGCUUUUAAAUGAGCGGAAGUUGUUAGGAAUGUAAAGAAUCAGUGAAGACCACGACAGAUGCAGGGUAAUCAAACACAGUUCCAAGAUUAUUCCAGAAAUAAUGAAGAAUGUUUAUGAGAAAAUAGUAAGCAUUCCAGAUCCAUUUUGUAUAUCAUAAUUUGUGGUCUGGGCAGAAAUAUAUCCAUAAGUACAAGACCCAUGAAUUUGACCCUGAACUUACCAAGUAUCCUCGUAGAAGGUUGCAGUGGCAAAGUUCUGGGAAUUAAAAUGAAUACAGUAUUUGCAUUGAGUUUCAAAUUAAAAAUGUGUAAUGUGUAUGAAACAUAAAUUGCGCACAAUUAUGUAUUAAGUUAAAUAGUAAGUGGGCACACAAUAAUUGUAACUGUGAAAGGACUUUUUUUAAUAGAAUGCAAAAGCCCAAUGUAAACAUGGUGUAUAAGAAACACGUGCCUGUGAAAAUAUUAAAACUUAAAACCACAGCAAUAUUUUACCAUACCAAGAAUACUAGGUCAUAAACCUUGCAUUUGAUAUUCAUUAUCAUUUUAUUAUGAUGGCAUUUUUAUCAUCAUCAUCAUUAUUCAGGUACUGAAUAAAGAAAACAAUUAAAAUAGGGACAUUUGUGAAAAUUUUAAACAGAGAACAAAAUUAAAAAUUAAAGAAAAGACAGCCUGAUUGUUUUAAUAUUAUUUUAGAUCAGAUCAGCAUACUUCACCCUAAAGCAACCACUAAACUGUUUUAAUAUUACCAGCAUAAGCAUCAGCAUGUUGCAUGACUACAAUGUACGUCAUUUUAGUAUUGCUUAGUGUCACAAUGUGAUCUGUAAUGGUGUGAAAGAGCAGAGAAAGAAAGAUAUGACCAUAGAAAAAUAGAGGAAGGAUGGUAUACCACAUCACUGAUUGAAUAUCCAUAGUUAACAUGCAGUUUAACUUAUUUAAUAUUAUAUAUUUAAUUGUUAACAAGCAUUUAUUCAGUUUUCAAAUUUUUAUUACUCUGCUUGUCAAAAUAGGCAAUGACCCAUGUUUAAAUCCAAACUCGCCCACCCUCAGUGUCACAUUUGGAAAUGUCAAGAAAGUUACUUCAUAAACCAGAAAUUACAACAAAUAAUCUUACAAAUAUGAAGACAUAAAAAUAAAAAAAAUAAGCCCCAUUUCUGACACCAAAUACAAAUUUUCUUGCCUAUUCGAUAACCCAAGCAUAAUCAUUUUUUGGUAUAUUCAACAAAUGCUUAUGUACUUUAGCUAAUUAUAAACAGAGCAGGCCAAAAUGUACAACCCUUGGGGAUUUUAAUCCUGAUUGUGGCGAUGAAAGCACCAUAUUUUUUUUUAUAGUUUAUACCAGAGCAUUUACUUGUAUAUAUAUGCUGAACCAGGUACAGCUUCCAAAUUAGGCAGUUGCUCCAAUUCACAAUAAGAACUAAGAAGCCACUCCAGAUCAAAAUAAAUCCCUGGGGGAAUGAACAUCACAUAUAAAGGAAAUCAUCACAAUAUACAUUCUGGAAAUCUUUGCUAUGUGUAUCACUACUGGGAUUGGUAUUUAUUACAUCUUGAGCAAGUUGAACUUUAAGUAGAUGGAUGGAUCUAUCGGCAUCUACACUUAUCUUGAGCCCUGCUCCAAACACAGUCAUACCUUAAGUCUGAAAGCACUUUUCAGUCUUCAAUAAGGAUUGCGGUUUUGUGUUCUACAAUUUAUGAUACGCAUGUCUGCAACAUGAACUGUUUUGUGGUUUAUUUUUAUCUUGUUCCACAUUCGUCCUGUAUCUGUGGAUUGAUAAUUAGUAAAUUUAUUAUUUUCCCUCUUCUGAGUAGGGAUGAAGGAAUUAGAUGGCACGUUAUGACCAGCCACUCUGAAGAUCAGGAGAGAGUUACAAAAGAUCAGAACAGCCAAUCUUGAGUACUCGCCGAAGGCGUAUGAUAAAAUAAAACUGGGUUCCAUCUUGGAAAGAAUUUAUACGUGAAACUAAAUUUAAUAAUCCCUACCAGAAAUAAAUGACACGAGAUUGGACCUAGAGAUACUGGGUAUCAACUCAGUGAUGUCUCCCUAUACUAUUCACACCACAAGAAUUUUGAAAUUCCCAUGGUCUUGACUUAUUGUCCUUGCUGUAUAUUUUAAGUAAAUGUUAAACAUGGAAAUGUGGUAAAACAAAUAUUGCAGCACUGAAGAACAACCUGCAUUUCUCUCAGUGCCUGCAUUAUCGCCGGGAAGGCCUGGUACAUUAAUUCAGAUUAAAAACUGAUAAUUUAAACUUCACCAGUUUUAAGUUGUUAUAAUUAUUUUUUGUUACUUUGUUAAGAAGCUUGGUUUUAUAAUCUGACUCCCAAGUUCAUGAGUGUAUAUAUGAUGAUGUAAUGGUGUGAAAAGCUCACUGAAACCAUUCCAUGUUAUGGAGUUGCUUGGUGUUUCUAACAAUCUAGUAACAUAAUAUUUAUAAUACAAUUACAAACCAGUAUUCUCAUCUUAUUUAAUAGCCCAUCUCAUUCUGUCUGUUUUUUCUAUUUCUUCCUCAAUGAAUGUUUUUAUUUUGACUUGCAUGUAUGUGUCUUGAGAAUGUCAGAAUGUGUGUAAUAUGGCUAUUAAAAUAAAACUAUUUAAGAAAAUAAA
This is a messenger RNA of Zootermopsis nevadensis, 8019 nucleotides long. The record is from RefSeq and is a predicted model, not a curated record. Lineage: Eukaryota; Metazoa; Arthropoda; Insecta; Blattodea; Termopsidae.